UGGAUCUGUCGCAACUGACGAACAAACGAGAAAAUACGGUGUAUCGCUCUUUGUUGAUAUUCGUUAACAAAACGAACGUAUUGGUGAUGUACAAUUUAUAUCAACAGAGAAAGAAAAAUUAAGCAAACUUUCACAUCAGAUUGAAACGCAGUGAGAAAUAAACAAACAAAUUCAUUUUGUUGAAUUAUCAAAUUUUGUUGUGUGAAUUACUACUAAAUCUGUUGCAAUUGGGAUUACUUUUAUUUGGAGUUGGCCCAAGAGACGAACGCCGCACGACUAGAAGAUACACACAAAAAACGAAUUCGUUGUCAUGAAGAUAACGAUGGAUUUAAUUCAUACCCUGCUCUUGUUGGCAGCAGUUGUCUGCUCAGCAAACGCAUUUUCAAAGUAUGGUCGCACGUGCAAGGACAUCGGUUGUUUGCCGAGCGAAACAUGCAUGAUUGCCAGUGAUUCGUGCAGCUGGAGCCAAACAGAAGGAAAAGAAUGUGGUUCAUAUCCCACAUGCAAAAAGACGAGCACCAUGAACAACAAUUCACCUGGAGAAGAUGGAUCGCCACAUAAUACUGUUACACGUAGACCGUAUGUACCGCCGUCAAAUACUAAUACAGGUGGAGCCAGUGCACCACCAUUAGAGCCAAACAGUGGCAGUGGACAUCUUUAUCCAUCCAUUCCAAAUAAUCCAAAUGCUCCGAGUGCACCAAGUCAACCAAAUAAUUAUCCCGGUUAUAAUCCAAGUGCACCAAACAAUUAUCCCGGCUAUACUCCAAAUACACCAAACAAUUAUCCUGGUUAUAAUCCAAGUGGCGGAAAUAAUAAUCCAUACGGAAAUCGGCAGCCUGAUCCCUAUGGUAACCGGCAACCUGACCCAUACGGAAAUCGACAACCUGAUCCAUAUGGAAACAAAGGUUCAUCAUCAUCGGGCGAUAAAAGUUCGGGAUCAGGUCUAAGUGGUUUCUUCAGCAACAUUUUAGGCGGUGGUGGUGGCAGUGGCGGUAGUGGAAGUAAUACACGUUAUGGAAGUGGUGGCUCAGGCGGUCUUAAUUAUGGAGAUAUUUUCAACGCUUUGGCUGGCGGCAAUCGUGGUGGAUCAGGUGGAUCAGGAGGAAGUGGAGGCCUUUCAGAUAUUUUGAAUUCGUUCGGAAAUCGAGGAUCGUCGAGUGGUGGUGGUGGUUCGGGUGGUUUAGGUGGCUUAUUCGGCGGAGGAGGAAGACAACCACAACAGCCUCAGCCACAACCAUCUGGUGGUUCAACUGGUUCAGAUAACAGUUUCUUAUCUGGAUUAACAUCUUAUUUCGGUAAACAGUUGACUGAUUCAUUGGUGCGGAAUGCUCUCUCUGGAAAUCGUGGAGGCGGUGGUGGAAGCAGUGGAGGUAGCAGUGGUGGUGGUGGUUCUGACUUCAUCAAUACCCUCCGAUACAGCGGUUUGUUCAAUGAAAAUAAUGGACAUGAUGCAAAUAAACCAAAGGUUACCGUUAGCGGAGCAGGACCAGGUGGAUAUCCAACACAAACACCAGCUUAUCCAAAUCAAGCACCGAAUCAACAACAAUCAUACACACCAAAUAACUCAGGCCGAAAUUCAAAUUCAUAUCCAAAUCAAAACCAAAAUGCUCAAAAUCCAAACAACGGAGCUUCUCAAUCGCAAUCAAAUAAAGCACAACCAUAUGGUUGGAAUGUUUAAAACUAAAUCAUAGUCCGUACUUGAUAUGAAUGAACACCAAUUGACGACCGCAAAAUUUGCUAUGUAUUUGUUUUGAGAUUAAAUUUACCAACUGUAGCAUAACUCAUUUUUUAUUAGAUUUUAGAUCAAGAAUACAAACGCACAAAUGUUCACAACUUUCAAAUGAAUAUAUUCACAGUUCGAGUUAAUAAAACAUUUCAUUAAGAAUGAUGCACAAAUUGAACAUGUAAGCAAAAGAAAAUGAUGAUAUUGUAAUAGAAAUCAAGAUGGGCGAAUAUUUUCCAAUAAAUGUAAAAAUUUCGGAAUAGUUCGAUCAAAUUUAA
Contarinia nasturtii (swede midge) is the source of this 2001-nucleotide messenger RNA. RefSeq names its product RNA-binding protein FUS (gene Mnr). The coding region runs from base 311 to 1678 and encodes 455 amino acids. The record is from RefSeq and is a predicted model, not a curated record. The transcript is spliced from 7 exons. NCBI's taxonomy places the organism in Eukaryota, Metazoa, Arthropoda, Insecta, Diptera, Cecidomyiidae.